Messenger RNA from Lytechinus pictus (painted urchin), 3169 nucleotides. RefSeq names its product vesicle transport protein GOT1B-like. NCBI's taxonomy places the organism in Eukaryota, Metazoa, Echinodermata, Echinoidea, Temnopleuroida, Toxopneustidae. Gene Ontology annotation, cellular component: endoplasmic reticulum; membrane. The transcript has 6 exons. Gene Ontology annotation, biological process: retrograde transport, endosome to Golgi; endoplasmic reticulum to Golgi vesicle-mediated transport. The coding region runs from base 96 to 512 and encodes 138 amino acids. The record is from RefSeq and is a predicted model, not a curated record.
GCGUUAGGAAAGAUACCAUAACUUAUGAGGUGGCUUUCUCGUCGCGUCGUCAUCAGUUUUUUCCCCCCGAAUAAAAACACACAUCUUUCAACAAAAUGUUUGAAGUUACGGAUACUCAGAAGAUUGGAAUCGGUCUUUCGGGCUUUGGAAUGUUCUUUUUGUUCCUUGGAGUUGUAUUUUUAUUUGACAAGGGAUUACUUGCUCUUGGAAACAUCCUUUUCCUCUGUGGUCUGGCAUUUGUGAUUGGUCUUGGGAGGACGUUCGCAUUCUUCUUCCAACCACACAAACUUAAAGGAACAGGGUUCUUUCUUGGCGGGAUAUUUAUUGUUUUAAUUGGCUGGCCUUUAAUUGGCAUGAUCAUCGAGACCUAUGGCUUCUUUGUAUUAUUUGGAGGAUUUUUCCCCGUGGCAAUAAAUUUCUUGAGGAGAGUUCCGGUUAUUGGAACGAUAAUGAAUUUACCUGGACUUAGUGCUUUCUUCAGUAGAUUUGAACAGCACAACACCAAUGUAUAACUCACCUAGAUGAUCCUGUGAGGAUGUCAACAUUCUGGCCUGUAUUCUUGAAAGCUGCAUAACUUAACUGAUAUUACCACUUUAAAUACAACAGCAACAACUACUACUUACUAUUGUGUCAAGGAAGACAUGGUUAUUGUUUUAGCCAAAGCAGUUAUUUAUGAGACACUCUAGACAUGACUAGAAUCCCAGUUCCUACAGAUUAGUAUAACCUUGGUCAUUGGAUUCAAUCAGACUUGCCCAUGCUCCAUGGACAUUCACCACUCCCUGGGGAGUAUACCAGCCAGUUACCAUGCAAGGCGUUCACAAUGAUGGUCAAUCUGUAGUGACUUUCACAUCCUCCUCCACUCCAUGGGGAGUAUUCCAAUAAGAAUAUUUUGUGAGGCGCUUAAUAAUGCUCGAAAAGAGUGACUUUCACAUCCUCCACUACUCCUUGAGGAGUAUACCAUCCCAGUAACCAUGCAAGGCACUCACAAUGAUGGACAAUCUGUAGUGACUUUUACACCCUCCUCCACUCCCUGGGGAGUAUUCCAACCAGUUUCCCUGCAUGGUGCUCACAAUGCUGGACAAUCUGCAGUGACCUUCCUCAUUCCCUGGGGAAUAUUCCAACCAGAUACUAUUUGAGUCGCUCACAAUGCUGGGCAAUCUACAGUGACUUUCCCACCUUCUCCACUCCCUGGGGAGAAUUACAACCUGCUACCAUUUGAGGUGUUCACAGUGCGGGAUACCAAUCAAUGAUUCUGAGAACAGUUUUGUCUGGACAUCUGUCUACCGGUAUCUCUAUAUUUAAAUUUACUUACCUUGAAACCAGCACCCAAUCUCCGUUAAGUGACCGGUUAAGCCAGUUUGAAGAUUUUUUUCUUUCCAGAAUAUAGGCCUGAUAAUUAGAUAGCAAUGUUAUUGUUAAUGUUAUUUGUGUAGAUAUAUAUUUGUAGGUUGUUUACUUUUACUUGCCCAGAGGAACAUCACAUGUUUAUGUAUUUUUACAUGCAACUGUUCUUAUUCUGCCCCGCGGCACCACGUAUUUUGAUAGGGAGGGGGGGGGGGGGUAAGAAGAUGACCCAUUUUCUUUCUUUAUUGAAUUACAGGGGUAACAUACAGUUACACGACCAUUACUUCUCUUUUUUGUUGCUCUUUCAAUAUUGUUUUCUCUUAAUUUUUCUUCCUCUUUCCUAUCUCCUUUUUUCUUGUUUUUUACUAUUUGAAAAAAAAAUCAGUGGAGGCUUGGCUGCCCCCCCCCCCCUGUAGAGUGCCGCCCCUGUAACAAAACUUGAUGCCAUGACAAUAUUUUAAAAUUCUCCUGAGAAUAAUUAAAGUAAUGGACAGAUGUUUGAUUUCAUAUUUCAUAGAAUGUUGAUUUGUAUUUCUAGAUAAUUGCAAGUUUCUUACCUCCUACAAUCUCCUAAACCAGCAUCUACUUAUUAGCAACAUACUUCUGAAUGAUUUUGCAGGAGGGCAUUUUUCACUUUGUUCUUUUAAAAUAAGUGUUUGGUACCGCAAAAUCAUAAAAUAGCCUUAAAAACAGGCAUACUAAAGCUUUUCAACAUGCACUCAUCGGAGUAAAAUCGCAUGAAUGACCAGAAUGCUAGAGCGAAACAAUAUAUAGUAAAACUGAAAGAGACAAUGGAUGCUAAACGAUGAACAGUGAUUGGCUUCGUUCUAGCGUUCUGAUCAUUCAUGCGAUUUUACUUGGAUGAGUGCAUGGAGAAAAGCUUCAAAAUGCCUGUUUUUAAGGCUAUUUUACGAUUUUGUUCAUUUUGUUGUACAAGAACAAGGAUACAUUUCUUUCUUUUAAAUGUAGAUAGAAAUUAAGAUAUUUAUUACCAAUGCCUGUAUAUUUCAAAGCAUAAACUCACAGAGCUUUACCAGUUGUGCUGUUGAAAUUCGCAAAAAAUUGAAAUGGUUCAAUAUAUUUGGCAUUUACUGAAUAUUGUCAUCGUCAUUCAAUUUUUUCAUUUACUAAGUACCUGGUGAGUGUUUCAUAAAACUGUUUGUACUUUGCGAGCGACUUUGGAAACAACUCACUGGUGAUCCUUUCUUGUGGUAAAUGAUAUGCACCAGAUUCUCAAUGGGGUUGAUGUAGUUCCAAAGAAAGGAUCACCAGUCAUCAGUAAAGUCGCUUGUAAGUAACUAACAGCUUUCUAAAAUACCCAUCGGUACUUCUUUGACAUACACAUUGGUAGUCUGUUACUUUGAACAUGUAUGAAAAUCUAUGUUUAUAAAGGAGUAGCCAAUGCAGAAAAGUAGUGAAUUUCUGACAUAUGAAAUAAAACUGAUUUCAGAUUAUAUCUAUCCAAGUGGGCUUUCCUAAAGCUUUUUGUAAAUUACUGAAGACUUUAUUGUUUACAUACGACUGUUGACCCUUUCUUGAAAGCUAAAUCAACAUGAAUGAAAAUCUUGGAUAUCCCAUUUACCAUGAUAAACAGUCAACAGUUUAAGUCUUUGGUAACUUACAGAUAGCUUUAUGAACUGGCUGCCUGUAUUCUAUGAUCUACAUGUAGCACAAAAUUAUGACUUUUAGAGCUUGAUAUGGGGGGGGGGGGUCUUCUUAAAUUCUAUUUUCACUUCAUGAUUUAUUCAAUUUUUUCUUCCCUUAGAACCCCUUUUUUACAUUUUCACAUAUAUUUUUCUGAACUCGUCUGAGUACAUUCCUUUUA